AUGGCAUCAUCACGUUUGAAAUCAGAUGAAUUGUUUGUUGGUAUUGUAUUUAUUUGUCUAUUAACAACAAUAUUAUGUUUAAUGAUUUCAAUAAGUAAUCUACCAUUAUAUUCUAAAUAUCAACAAGUUAAACUUCAACAAGCAACAUUUUCACUAAUUAUUCAAUGUCAUAUUGAUAAAAUCAUAGUACGUGAAAUAACAAAUUCCAAUGAUAAUUCAUCGUGGACAAUAAUUGAAAGUAAAUUUAUUAUUUCAAUUAUACAUCCAUUAAAUAAUACAAAACAAAAUUUUGAAGAAUCAACUGUACCUCUAUCACUUUACAAUACAGUAGUAAAUAAUUCAUAUCCAUGUUAUGUUGAUCCUAUGGAUAAUGAACAACGACCAUUAAAAUCUGCACCAGAUGUUUUUGGUGCUCGUCAUGAAUUUAUUUGGCGUACAUUCGUUCCAGCUUUAAUAGCAACACCGGGUAUUAUUUUAUUUAUUAUUACAUUUAUUGUUGCAAUUAUUGAUAAAUGUCAAAUAAUUAUUGCAUCACGUCCACGAGGUUUUUUCCGAAUACGAACACAUCCAACAAGUACGACAUAA
This is a messenger RNA of Rotaria sordida, 585 nucleotides long. Lineage: Eukaryota; Metazoa; Rotifera; Eurotatoria; Philodinida; Philodinidae. The record is from the annotation of a GenBank genome assembly.